Volvox carteri f. nagariensis is the source of this 222-nucleotide messenger RNA. RefSeq lists its product as uncharacterized. Gene Ontology annotation, cellular component: U4/U6 x U5 tri-snRNP complex; nucleolus; U6 snRNP. Lineage: Eukaryota; Viridiplantae; Chlorophyta; Chlorophyceae; Chlamydomonadales; Volvocaceae. The transcript is spliced from 3 exons. The annotation marks the transcript as partial. Gene Ontology annotation, biological process: mRNA splicing, via spliceosome; maturation of SSU-rRNA. The record is from RefSeq and is a predicted model, not a curated record. Gene Ontology annotation, molecular function: RNA binding.
CAGACGCCGGCUGAGUUUCUGAAAGCUAUCAAAGGCAAACCCGUGCUAGUCAAGCUCAAUUCCGGAGUUGACUAUCGAGGGAUACUAGCUUGCCUGGACGGGUACAUGAACAUUGCUAUGGAGCAGACUGAGGAGUACGUCAAUGGGCAACUCAAAAACAAGUACGGAGACGCCUUCAUUCGGGGCAAUAACGGUACGCCAAUUACUACUGCUGGGUCAUGA